UCUCUCCGCAUUUCUUUAUUAAUAAAGACACAAAUCUCACGCCUCUCUCCCUCUCUCUCUCAAUCUCUCUCUCUCUCUCUCUCUCUAUCUCUCUCUAGGAUUCAUAUUCAAGAGAGGAACGGAGACGCUCUCAACCACUCUUCCUCUGCGUACAAUUCACAAAUUGAACAAAUGGCUACGAUCAACAAUCAAGAUAACAGCAACAACAACAGGCAAAUCAACAACGUUGCUUCCUCCAAACAGCCACUUCAAUCUGCUAAAUCUGUUGAUACCCAAUCUGUUCUCAAAAGGCUACAGUCAGAGCUGAUGUCGUUAAUGAUGGGCGGUGAUCCUGGAAUUUCUGCAUUUCCUGAAGAGGACAACAUAUUUUGCUGGAAAGGAACAAUUACAGGGAGCAAAGAUACGGUGUUUGAAGGAACAGAGUAUAAGCUAUCCCUUUCCUUUCCGACGGAUUAUCCUUUCAAGCCUCCAAAGGUUAAGUUUGAGACUGGGUGUUUCCAUCCUAAUGUGGAUAUCUAUGGAACUAUUUGCCUAGACAUUCUUCAGGAUAAAUGGUCAUCAGCUUAUGAUGUGAGGACUAUACUGCUUUCUAUACAGAGCCUUCUUGGAGAACCAAACACGAGUUCCCCUUUGAACACCCAGGCAGCAGCACUGUGGGAAAAUCAAGAAGAAUACAGGAAGAUGGUGGAGAAAUUGUACAAGCCUGCAGCUUAGCUUCUAAGUUCUUUACAUUUGGACAGCUUUAAAGGGGAGGAUGAAGGAGAUUAUUAUCAUCAUUUUUAUAGUAAUAGAUCGCAUAUCGUUGCCUUUCCUCCUAUGUAUUCCUUUAAUUUGUGUCUUACAGAGAGGGAUUUCAAUGGCCAAGAUUGUUAUUGUACAACUAUUGCAUAAGUUCUGCAUUUAGUUCUGGCUAAGAGAGGGAUGAUUAUUGUUUCUGUUAUGCAUUUAGUUCCGGUUAUUGAAAUAUGAAAUGAAGAAAAUUGCUUCGAAUA
This is a messenger RNA of Daucus carota subsp. sativus, 992 nucleotides long. Its product is annotated as ubiquitin-conjugating enzyme E2 20-like. Bases 172 to 714 code for a protein of 180 amino acids. The record is from RefSeq and is a predicted model, not a curated record. The transcript is spliced from 6 exons. Lineage: Eukaryota; Viridiplantae; Streptophyta; Magnoliopsida; Apiales; Apiaceae.